Messenger RNA from Parnassius apollo (apollo), 501 nucleotides. The record is from the annotation of a GenBank genome assembly. NCBI's taxonomy places the organism in Eukaryota, Metazoa, Arthropoda, Insecta, Lepidoptera, Papilionidae.
AUGGCAACAGGAAAAUCUCGCGAUCCAUUUGUUUUAGAUGAACGUUUCGUAUGCAACAUAAAGCGCUCUUGUGUAGAAUGUUUACGAUUAAGUCACUGUUCUUGGUGUGAAACUGAAAGUAAAUGUUAUUGCAAGCAACUUCCGACCUUCCAAGACUACUGUAAGAACGCUACAAUAGAUUAUAAGGACUAUGAAUUUAGCUUAGAAGAGAACGCGGAAUGCUCAUGUGGGGGUGUAAUAAAAAAUAAUUGUUAUCCGCCUGAAGUCACGGACGAGGUGUGUUCGGGACGCGGCAACUGUGUUUGUGGUCGUUGCAUUUGUAAUCCUGUACCAGAUCCUGAGCACCCUACUAAGAAUAUUGUGGGAGAAUAUUGCGAGUUCGACAACUUCUCGUGUGAUGGACCCCAUUGUAAUGAAGGCCCUUAUCCGUUAAGUCAAACGAAAACCACCGAGGAUAAUUUAAACGAAGCAGAGGAAGUUGAACAGCCGUCGCAGGCUUAA